Spodoptera litura is the source of this 983-nucleotide messenger RNA. Lineage: Eukaryota; Metazoa; Arthropoda; Insecta; Lepidoptera; Noctuidae. The record is from RefSeq and is a predicted model, not a curated record.
CUUCUUUCUCAUGGAUUUGACAGGCAGUCAACUUUUGUCUGGAAAAAAGUUAUCAUUUCAGAGGACAGUAAGUUUUAGUAGAAUAGCCACAUCAACAUUGCGUUGUUACGCCCCUUUCACCUUUUCUCACUCCGGAUCAGUCCGGCUUAAGCUCUCGGCGCGAACGCACCGGUCCCAACGUCUUGCGGUUUCCCGCCAAAAAAGAUGCCGCGGCCUAAGCAACAGACUAGAGAAGAAAGGUUGGAAAAAAGGAGGUUGUAUGAAAGAAGAAGAAAAGAGAGAAUUAAGAGCAAUGAAGUCUCACGCGAAGAGUUUUUGAGAAAAGACAGAGAAAGGUAUGCCAGAAAAAAAGCAGCGGGAUUAAUUGUUUCAAGGCAUCUAAUGACCCCUAAAAAAUUAAGAAUUCUAAGAAGAAAAAACAAAAUAAGUGCUGCUGCUUAUUACCAAAGAAAAAAAAAUAGAGCAGCUCCAGCUCCUAUAGCGGCUCGUGCUAACCCUCUGGAUGAGACAAUUGGGGAUCAAAGUGAUGGUCCUGGACUAAGCACUUCCUGUCACAGUUCCUUCUUGCCUACUUUACGGCGCAGCUUACGAUUGAACAGCAAUAGUAUUAGUACGAAUAUCCAAAUCCAACGUUCUAAUACUACAGAAGCUAGAAGCUUUCAUCGGGUAUACACAAGCAGUCCACGACAAACCCUGCUAUCAACGCAUCAAAAUUUUGUAAAUUUUGACUAUAGCAAUCCUGGUCCAAGCACUUCUCAAGGGAAUCCAUCUUCGGCUCGGCGCUGCUUGCCGAUGAAUAGCGAUAGUACAAUUGGUUCCAAUAUUCAACAUCAUAUUGAUGACAAUGUAGUAACUGGCACUCAUUGUGUACAACCAAGUGGCGUACAACGGUUAUUGUAACCUCAAAGAAUGAUAUAUGUAAUAAUACUAACUGUAAUAUCUGUAUAUUAAUGAUGAUAUUAAAAAAACUGUGUACUGUCCUG